UGCUGAUUUCGGGGCGAUCCAUCCGGUCGGUGUAUAUUCCGCUGGCCGACGCCAUGGCGACCUUCCACGUGCGACUCAACAUGGAGGACGCCGACGACGAUGGCGAUAGCACGACGACGAUGGCCUUCGAGGUCGGGAACCCCCGCGUCGAGGUGCUCACGGGCCGCCUGCGCCUCUUCCGGUCCAUGCCGCAUCACGCGCGCCACGAAGAGACCAAGGACGACGACGAGGGCAGCGACCAGUGGCUGCAUCUCUCGACAAACGCGAUCCUCGAGAUGAACUUGACGCUCCUCGGCUUUGUGAGCCUCCCGCUUCAUGUCGGUCCGCUCGAGCUCCUCGAGUUUACCCAAGCCUUCCGCGACGAGAUUGUGCUCAUGCGGCUCCUGCGCGACGCCAACCCGCGCCACCCGACGCGCAUGGCGCUCGUCCAGUUUGCGAGCGCCGCCAAGGCCGCUCAGUUCUACGAAGCGUUCAAUGGCACGCGCUUCAACUCGAUCGAGCCCGAGCGCUGCAAGCUCGUGUUUGUCCGCUGCAUCGAGUUUGUCCGGAGCGCACACCCGCCGAGCGCCGGGCCGCUCCCGCGCGUCAACGGCCACCUCGUGGCCAACGGCAUGCUUCCGGCCUUCAACGACGACGGCCUGCGCUGCGACGCGCCCGAUGGCCACGUGGAGAUCCCCACCUGCCCCGUGUGCUUGGACCGCCUCGAUACGUCCGUCUCGGGCGUCCUCACGACCUUGUGCAACCACACGUUCCACUGCGACUGCCUCUUUGGCUGGGAAGGCUCGAGCUGCCCCGUGUGCCGGUACAGCCACGGCGACAUGGUCUCGACGUGCGAGGUCUGCGAGACGACCGAGCACCUCUGGAUCUGCUUAAUCUGCGGCCACAUUGGCUGUGGCCGGUACUCGAACGAGCAUGCCAAGAAGCACUACCAAGAUACCAUGCACACGUACUCGCUCGAGCUCGAGACACAGCGUGUGUGGGAUUAUGCUGGCGACGGGUAUGUGCAUCGACUCAUCAUGAACAAGCAAGACGGCAAGUGCGUCGAGUUUCCCAACCCAAAUGCACACGCGUCCAUGGACGACGAAGCCAGCGACGAGCAUCUCAAGCUCGAGAAGCUCGCUGCCGAGUACAACCACCUCCUCACAAGCCAGCUCGAAGAGCAGCGGCUCUAUUACGAGCGCCGCAUGGGCGACGCCACCGAGCGCCGCGCCCUCGACCACGAGCGCAAGUCGCUCAAGCGCCAGAACGAAGCGCUCGCAAAGAAGACGGCGCAGCUCGAAGAAGAGCUCGUGUUCGUGCGGGAGCUCAACAAGUCGCUCAUUGAGAACCAAGCAAGCUGGAAGGAGCGCGUCAAGUGCGCCGAAGACAAGGUGCAAACGCUCGAGCGCAGCACGCAGGCGCGCGUCGACGACCUCGAGUCGCAGAUCAAGGACCUCAUGUUCUACCUCGACACGCAAAACAAGGUCGAGCACAGCGUGCACAAGCGUGAGAUCCAAGACGGCGCCAUCUCGGUGAUCGCGCCCGAAGCGGACGUCAAGCCCAAGGCCAAGCGACCGUCCAAGAAGCGCUAACGCAUCGUUUGUAUGCAUACAUGUAUUACGUGCUAUCUUCGUCGUCGACGAUCACCAUGAAAACGCAGCGCCUAGUGAAACUCGUUGGGCGCCGUCCACGGCUUCUCGUCUUCCGAGUCGUAGUAGUCAAAGAGACUCGACGACUCGAGCCCGAGCAGCGGCUUCUCGCGGUGGAUGCGCAUGCUCUCGACAAAGAGCUUGACGAGGCUCACGUUGGUCAAGAGCGGGAUCGAAAAGUCGGCGGCCGUCCGGCGGAUGAGGUAGUUGUCCUUGAGCCGCUUCGAGUCGGACGUCGGGAGGUUGAUGACGAGGUCGAUCUUGCCUUCUUUAAUGUAGUUGAGCACAUUCUCUUCGG
Molecule: messenger RNA, 1926 nt
Organism: Saprolegnia diclina VS20
Lineage: Eukaryota; Oomycota; Saprolegniomycetes; Saprolegniales; Saprolegniaceae
Exons: 5
Coding region: 54-1571 (505 amino acids)
Biological process (GO): protein ubiquitination; Ras protein signal transduction
Cellular component (GO): cytoplasm
Molecular function (GO): ubiquitin protein ligase activity; nucleic acid binding; zinc ion binding
Source: RefSeq, a predicted model, not a curated record